Molecule: messenger RNA, 384 nt
Organism: Prorocentrum cordatum
Lineage: Eukaryota; Dinophyceae; Prorocentrales; Prorocentraceae
Source: the annotation of a GenBank genome assembly
GUCUUCUCGACCGCGGCCGACAACCAGACACAGGUGGGCAUCAAGGUCUUCCAGGGCGAGCGCGAGAUGGCUGCGGACAACAAAAUGCUGGGCCAGUUCGACCUCGUGGGCAUCCCCCCGGCGCCCCGGGGCGUGCCGCAGAUCGAGGUCACAUUCGACAUCGACGCCAACGGCAUCGUCAACGUCAGCGCGGUAGACAAGUCCACCGGCAAGAAGCAGUCCAUCACCCUGCGCUCCAGCGGCGGCCUGUCCGAUUCCGAGGUGGAGCGCAUGGUGCAGGAGGCGGAGGCCAUGCGUGAGGCGGACAGAAGAAGGACACGGUGGCGGCGAAGAACGACGCGGAGACUCUGGCCUACCAGGUCGAGAAGCAGCUUUCCGAGCUGA